Molecule: messenger RNA, 1728 nt
Organism: Penicillium roqueforti
Lineage: Eukaryota; Fungi; Ascomycota; Eurotiomycetes; Eurotiales; Aspergillaceae
Product: Zn(II)2Cys6 transcription factor
Exons: 6
Coding region: 1-1728 (575 amino acids)
Biological process (GO): regulation of DNA-templated transcription
Cellular component (GO): nucleus
Molecular function (GO): zinc ion binding; transcription cis-regulatory region binding; DNA-binding transcription factor activity, RNA polymerase II-specific
Source: RefSeq, a predicted model, not a curated record
AUGACCCCCGUAUCUAAAACGUGUCAACGUUGCGCAGACUCUAAGGUGCGAUGUGUCCGGGAUACCAAUAUCGCCGCAUGUAUUCGGUGCCGCCGUUUGGAAAAAGAAUGUGUACAUCGCCGGACUGGCCGUCGAUUUAACGGCUUUCAUAAGGACCGUAAGAUCGCCGCUCUCGAGUCCAAGAUCAAUGAACUCAAGGCCGACCGUGCUGGCCCAAAAAACAACAACAGCACGAGCACACGCAAUACAUCAUUAGCUGACGGCGAUGCUCCUGAAGAGAUCAUCAACAGACACUUCCUUGACGUGGAUACCGCCGAAAGGUACCUAAGCACGUUCAAGACCAAACUGACCCCACACUUCCCAUUUGUGGUUGUACCCCCUGAUGUAUCUUUCAAGCAGCUCCGCCAGGAGAAACCGUUCCUAUGCCUAGCGAUUCUUGCAUCGGCUUCGUACGAGAACAUGCCGCUGCAGCGGGCGCUCGGCGACGAAGUCAAGAAAGUCGUCGCAUCUCGCAUGGUCAUCGGUGGGGAGAUUUCCUUCGAGUUGCUUCAAGGGCUGCUCGUGUUUCUCGCAUGGUUGCAUUAUUACUCACGGCCACAUCGGUAUACUCAAUUCCUCCAACUGGCUAUAAGCAUCAUGAUAGAUCUGCGGUUGGACCGUCCGCCGCAGACACGGACGUGGAAGACAGAGUUGCGCUUCGGGCUUCAAUAUAAUCUGCAGGAUCGGACGUUUAAUCGGCCUUCUUGGGGGAGCAACGAGCAGAGGGCUGUUUUGGGCUGCUACUAUUUGUCGUCAUCGAUUGCGAUGCUUGUGCAGAAGAAAUCUACUAUUCUACGUCUCCCGUACCAGGAAGAGUGUUGCAAGACUCUCCGCGAAGCCAACGAAUAUCCCCACGACAAGUACGUCAGCUAUGUGAUACAGCUACAGUUCAUUGCGGAAAAGGUCGACAAUUUAUCUGCAAAGCAUGGAUUUGACUUGGAAACGCCUGGGUCGGGGUCGGAGCUGUAUAUCUCGAAUCUUAAGUCGGACCUGGAUGCAUUCUACCGUCAUCUACCCUUCGAUAUCAACGACAGCUUUCUUCUUGCCAUACAAUACCACGCGACAGGGCUUGGCCUAUACCAACUAGCUCUCAACAUCACCAACCGAGAUCCCCAACCCCAGUUCGACUCCGACUCCUGGAAAGAUGACAUGUCGUUCUCGGCACUUAUCUCAGCCAGUUCGAUUCUCAAUCUCUACAUUGAACUCCCAUCGAACGAGGAAGUCGGAUUCAACAAUACACAAUGGGUACAGAUAGCAUUUGCCUUGCUAGUUACCUAUCGACAUACCGUGGCAGCCUCGAAGCCAGAUCAAACUGCUGCCUUCCUACAGACUCUGUCAAAAUUGAAAUCGAGGGUUGGGGCGUUGUCUACCUCUGAUGUAGAUAUGAAAGGCGCUCGAGAUGCUUUCUUCGACUUUAAGAACCGUAUAGUUCAAAUCGAGAACUGGCUUCAGGGGCAUGAUAGACAGGAGGAUAACUCCCCCAGCGAGGAGAACUUUGAAGAGUUUCAACAUACGUUAUGCGUGGAAUCCGAGCCGACGCACUUUGACGGGUUUACGGAGGCUGUCGAGACGGAGGAUCUUGAUGUCACUCUGUGGAAUUUAUUUUCAUCUUCGGCAUCGGGCUUGCAAAUGCCCCAUGAUUUUCUAUUUGCAUCUUCUUCUGAGCAGAUUGUGGGUGAUUGGGUAUGA